AUGAAAUUUGAUAAGCUGCAUUCUCAUAAUCCAUCACCAAAAACUCUUGAAUUCACUUCCACGACCAAAUCAACAUUUGUACCUCCACCUCUUGGUUUAGAAAUUGUUACGAUGCCCAACAACAAAAUUUUCGAUCUCUUUCUAAAAGGAUCUAUAAGUGCAAAGUAGAUGUUGUAAAUGGAUAAUAACGAUAUUGAGAAAUCCCCAAGAACUCCUCCUAGACGUCAACAAACAAGGCAUAAAUCCAUUAAAAAAAAUUAAGCUGACUAAAUCUUCAAUCUUGUUGAGAGAUUUUAACAAUAAAGGAAAUAAUCUAUUAUAAUACCAUAGAAUCCACAACCCAAAAAUCCACCAAAAUUAGUAAGGAAGGAAACAUUAAUGCAAUUGACAUCAAGUACCAAGGAACUGCUUCAACCAAUUGCAUAAUCUAGAUUCAGAGCAGUGAAUAGAAAAUUUACUUAAAGGAGCAUGUCUGGCACUAAGGAAGAAUAAUUGAUUAAGAGAUGUGAAAAACUCAGUGGUGAACGUUUGAAGGAGGAAGAAAAAGAAUUAUUAUUAAAAAAGGAAAUAACUGAUGAAGAUGCAUGGAGAAUGAUGAAUGUAUUUCAAAAGAAGAAAUGGUUUUUUGAUUAUGUGCAUAGAAAUCUAGAUUAGUAAAAAUAAAAUUCAAGUUAACAAGAAAUCAAGUAGUAAGUUUAACCUAUUUCGCUCUUUUAAAAAUUAAGAAACACAGUUCUCAAACAAACAGAAGUCAAAAGAAAACCUGAAAAACAAUGUUAGGAAUACUACAAUCACAUUUAAAAGUAUAUGUAUUAGUGAUAUAGUAUUGAAGAUUAAAUUAAAUACCAUGUAUUCAAUAGAAAUUUGCCUGAAAAAAUCAGAAAUCAAUAAAAACAAAAUGUCAAAAUGUUCAGAUCUGAAUCUGAAGUUUCCAAAUUAAAUAUUAGAAAUAAGUUUCUAGAGGUAGCAGACAAAUUUAGCAUCAAUUAAUCCAAUCCAUAAAUUCUAAAGGAAUUCUUUGAAAAUGGUAGUCAAACCAGCAGACCCCAACAGAAAUUCCAAAAGAGUUAAUUUACGACCAGAAGAGUUCAAAGGCCAUAAUUAUCAAGGGAAAAUGAUAUUUCUCAUGAAAGCUAAGGAGAUUCAUAUAAAAGUAUAACUGAAUUCAGACUCAAUGAGUUGUAUCAUGAAAGUAAAUAAAGAUAAAAAUAAUAUAAAUAAAAAUAUGAUACUCCUUUCAUUGACAAUGGGGAUUAACUAUAAAGAAAAGUCAAGAAUUUGGUCAAAUUGGGAAAUUUAUAGAAUACCAUUUUAAAUGUAGUUUAAUUUAAACUUUAGUAAUGAAACUUUUCCUUGUUAUAAUUAUGAAUAUGCCAUUUUUAUUAAUAUUUGAUAUAUGCUUUAAAACAAAAUUUAUUAGCUAAAUACACCUAGGAGAGGAGUUUCUCGUUCUGAAUCAAUCAAGAAAAAACUAUUCAAACUAAAUCUUGAUUCAUUGAAAACUCAUGAAACUGAAACUUAAAUGAAUAGCGAUCUGCUAACAACGAGUAGAGCUCAUCAUUAUAAAUCCAUUAGUUCAACAUUAUUCUAAAGAAGAAACAGUAAAUACCCAGCAAUUUUGUAACAGUUAUAAUAAUAAUACUCAACAGCAUUCAAAAGUAAAGAACUUGAUAAAGCAAUCGAUGCAGUUGUAGAUGUUAUGAUUUUACAAGUUGUUAGAGACAACAUUUUAGGACUACUAAAUACUUACAUAUUGGUGGCUGAAACCUAUUUAAAAUUUACAUAUUAUUCUUCAGCUAUUCAAACCUAUACAUAAUUAGUAAUUAAAAUCAUUAUUUUAGUUGCAUUUAUGCGAUAUUUGUAAUGAUGUUGAAGAAGUCUAGAAAUCAUUUAGAUUGAAGGUGUUACUUAAACUAAGUAUCAUUGCACAUAACUUAAAAAUGCACGAGACAGCAGUCAAAAUAUUAAAGAAAUUACUGCAAUAUUCAUGGCAUUUUAAAGAUAAGUAUUUAGAGGUUGUGUGCUUUGAUAAACUUGGGUAAGAAGCCUACUUGCAAGCAAAUUUAGAGAAAGCAUAGUUUUAUCAUUGCAGAGCUAUUUGGGGGAGAUCAGAGCCUGAAAAUUCUAAUCAUUAUCAGAUAUCAACUUAAAAUAUUGGGUAGUAUCUAAAAAAACUCCCUAAAGGAAUUCAACAUAUUGAUUAGAAUUUAGUAAGUAAAGCUACUUUUCUACCAUUCACAUUUAUAAGUUAAACACAGAAUCAAUAAAAUAAUAACAAUAAUAAUUCCUCUUAAUAUUAUUGUGGUAUUGAAGUUACUAAUUACUAUUUGAAAAACAUGAAUGUUAUUAAACAGCCACAUAGAUUUCUAUCUCAUGUUACUCCAGAAGCAUGUUUCUAAAAAUUAUUCAUUACUUCCUAAUUUGAGUUUGAGAUUUCUACUCCCAGACAAGCGAAGUAGGAUUCUCAUUCCAAUGAUCUAUUAAGAAUCAAUCCAUAAGAUUUGUUUAUUUCAGUCUUAUAAAAUUCAAACGAUAGAGAGGAAAUCCUAUACAUGAAUAAAGUGAAAUAAUAAAAUAAAAUGGGAGGAUUUGUAUGAUAUAAUUCAUAUUUUAGAUUCCUCCUUCAUCAUAUCGAAUUUAAAAGAAGGAUUAACCUAAGAUUGAUAAAAAGUUAUUGAAAUAGCCAUUAAUCAAAAUGAUAAAUGAAAGGUUAACCAGCCAACCAAAUUUUACAGAAAUCAUAGAAGAAAGAUACCGUGCUGCCAGAAUGAAUCAUAGUAGAGUUCCUCUUAAGGAUUAAGUGAGGAUUUCUCAUUUGAGUCCAAACAGAGAUUUAUUGAAUUACGGAGAAUGCUUAUAGGCAACUGCUGACCCAGAUUAAAUGUUUAUUUCUAAUGUACUAUUUUGA
Molecule: messenger RNA, 2908 nt
Organism: Paramecium octaurelia
Lineage: Eukaryota; Ciliophora; Oligohymenophorea; Peniculida; Parameciidae
Source: the annotation of a GenBank genome assembly